This is a messenger RNA of Engraulis encrasicolus (European anchovy), 697 nucleotides long. RefSeq names its product cytochrome c oxidase assembly factor 4 homolog, mitochondrial (gene coa4). Gene Ontology annotation, cellular component: mitochondrial intermembrane space. The transcript has 2 exons. Lineage: Eukaryota; Metazoa; Chordata; Actinopteri; Clupeiformes; Engraulidae. The record is from RefSeq and is a predicted model, not a curated record. The coding region runs from base 122 to 367 and encodes 81 amino acids. Gene Ontology annotation, biological process: mitochondrial respiratory chain complex IV assembly.
UCUCCAGUCGGACAUAAUACGGCGUUGCACCCGUGUCCUUCAUUGAAAUAAUUCCGGACAGUCGUUACGAAAGGAUAUGGGAGACAGUCGUGGUUUAUGAGGAAACGUUUUGUGGGAUAAAAUGGCAUCCCCUUCACCACAUGAUCGCAGUAGGAGCGAAGACGAAGAUGACCCUGUGGACAAAAUGAUUUCUAAGACGGGCUGCGCCGAGCUUCACUACGCCGUUCAAGAAUGCAUGGCCGAAAAACAAGACUGGCGCAAAUGUCAGUCCGAAGUGCAGACCUUUAAACAGUGCAUGAUGUCCUUCCAGACAGCACGGAUGGAACAACUUCGGAAGACUCAAAGUCAAAGCACAGAGACCUCAUAGUGGGUUGCAGCUCUCAGCUCCCAGAACCGUCAAUAACUUCCAGGACUCUCAUACUUUUUCCUCUGAACUGAAGACAUAUAUUUUACUGCUGCACAUCAUCCGACUUGUCAGAACGAUUCAAAAUAAUGGAAGACAUAACCAAGAAUAUGUGGACCUUCUGUGAUUCAUACAAUGAUGGAAAUAAUACACCUGCAAAUAGGCAUCAUGUUUUGCUUCUCCCAUGUGUAAAUAAAUAUAGGAGAAACUUGUAGAAAUAGUAUUUCUUUGCUGUCCCCAAUAAAAGUGAACACUCUAGCCUGCUAAUGGUUGGUCUGCUUUCAAGAUCUCAGA